UUGAGCAUAUAUUAUUUUGGUCGGAGCAGGAAGAGAAGUAGAGAUAGUGAUCUAAUUCGGUCUGAUUCAGACGAUGGCUGCCACAGCUCUUCUCCGUUCGAUUCGCAGACGCGAAAUCGUCUCCGCGCCUCUCUCCGCCUACAAAUCUCUUGCUGGUUAUGCUCAACCUUCAUGGAGUAGUUCACACAUUGGUCAAAACUAUGCAAGUUUGUGUAGAGCUUUCGGAUCGAAACCUGGUGUGAAUGACAUUGUUGGGACUGGUUUGGGAACUACCAACACAACCAAUGCCACUAUAGAGGAGAGAGAGCACUCAAAAGCUACUGAGAAUGCAAUUGGAGCUCAUUUGCGUGGUAUGGGAGCACCAAGACGCAUGUUGUCUACAAUCUCUGCGGGUAUAAAGAUGACAGAGGAGGAACAGAUUUCUCCAAAAACCCAAAGCUUUCGCCCUUUAUCUCCUCACCUCCCUGUUUAUCAACCUCAGAUGAACUCCAUGUUAUCGAUUUCCAACAGAGUCUCGGGGCUUUACUUGACAGGAGUCUUUUUUGGCGGCUAUCUUCUCUACCUGAAAAUGGGUAUGAUUUGCCUCACCUACCCGGGUUUCUACCAUGUUCUUUUCCAUGUACAGCAGCAACUUCUGGUCAUCACUUCGGUUACUGCAUUGGCCGCGCUUUACCAUACUCUCAAGAGUACUCACUCCCUCUUCACCCAUUAAAAAAAAAUCAUUUCACUAAGCUCUUUUGUUAUGCUGUCAAAGUCUCCAGUAAGAGUUUCUUUGAGAUGAACAAGAGUAAUAGUAGAGAAGAGAUAUGUUUUGUCAAACUCUCAAAGAUCUAACCAUUUUUUUGGGACGUUAGGCUUUUGAAGGCUAUGUUUGUUUGCUUUCGUUUCUUUGUUCUUACAAAGGUGUUGAAAUGUUGGAUGUAAUAAAUGUUAUUCCCUGCUGCUACUGCUCUGCUCUGCUCUUUCAAGUUUGCUUUAUGAAAUUUGUCAUGGCUAUGUUAAAUCCUU
Raphanus sativus (radish) is the source of this 1008-nucleotide messenger RNA. Its product is annotated as succinate dehydrogenase subunit 3-1, mitochondrial. The record is from RefSeq and is a predicted model, not a curated record. The transcript has 4 exons. Bases 74 to 712 code for a protein of 212 amino acids. Lineage: Eukaryota; Viridiplantae; Streptophyta; Magnoliopsida; Brassicales; Brassicaceae. Gene Ontology annotation, cellular component: membrane. Gene Ontology annotation, biological process: tricarboxylic acid cycle; mitochondrial electron transport, succinate to ubiquinone. Gene Ontology annotation, molecular function: electron transfer activity; succinate dehydrogenase activity.